This is a messenger RNA of Brassica oleracea var. oleracea, 1593 nucleotides long. Its product is annotated as polypyrimidine tract-binding protein homolog 2. Gene Ontology annotation, cellular component: nucleus. Bases 270 to 1334 code for a protein of 354 amino acids. Lineage: Eukaryota; Viridiplantae; Streptophyta; Magnoliopsida; Brassicales; Brassicaceae. The record is from RefSeq and is a predicted model, not a curated record. Gene Ontology annotation, molecular function: mRNA binding. The transcript is spliced from 11 exons. Gene Ontology annotation, biological process: regulation of RNA splicing.
GUUUUGGAUUCCACUUUUCCUCUCAUCUCUCUCACCUUCUUCGCAUCUCUUUCAUACAUUAUCUCCUUCCCCAAACGUGAAUCCCUAAUUUCAUCUGCACGUUCCAAAUCACUAAGACGAUUUCGCCAGGUUACACGAUAUCUCACGAUUCAUCAUCUCGGUUUCUUUCGUAGUAGCUCGUUUCGUAUAAUCUUAACUUCGCUGGUGAAAAUCGGAUAUUUGAUUUUCUUCUUCGUCUCGAUAUUGCUUAUUGUCCCUAUACCACCGCGAUGUCUUCCGUGUCAAGCCAGCCACAGUUUCGAUACACGCAGCCACCUUCAAAGGUUCUUCAUCUGAGAAACUUGCCUUGGGAAUGCACUGAAGACGAGUUGAUUGAACUCGGGAAGCCCUUUGGCACUGUUGUGAAUACAAAGUGCAAUGUUGGAGCCAAUCGGAACCAAGCUUUCAUUGAGUUUGAAGAUUUAAACCAAGCUAUACAGAUGAUCUCGUACUACGCUUCUUCAUCGGACCCUGCUCAAGUUCGAGGUAAAACUGUCUACCUCCAGUACUCCAACAGGCACGAGAUAGUGAACAACAAAACGGCGGCAGAUGUUGUGGGGAAUGUUCUUCUUGUGACAGUUGAAGGAGAUGAUGCUCGCAUGGUCAGCAUUGAUGUCUUGCAUCUGGUAUUCUCAGCCUUUGGGUUUGUCCACAAGAUUACUUUUUUCGAGAAGACAGCUGGAUAUCAGGCACUGGUUCAAUUUUCUGACGCGGAUACUGCAACCUCUGCAAAAACUGCCCUCGAUGGAAGAAACAUCCCUAGUUAUCUACUCCCUGAGGAAGUGGGCCAGUGCUCUCUUAAGAUCACAUAUUCAGCUCAUACAGAUUUGACUGUCAAAUUUCAGAGCCAUCGGAGCAGGGACUAUACUAAUCCUUACCUUCCUGUUGCUCCUUCAGCCAUUGAUAGUACUGGUCAGGUGAUUGUGGGUGUAGACGGAAAGAAGAUGGAGCCUGAAAGUAACGUUCUUCUUGCAUCCAUCGAGAACAUGCAGUAUGCAGUAACUUUGGAUGUUUUACACACGGUUUUUGCAACAUUCGGAGCUGUUCAAAAGAUAGCAAUGUUUGACAAGAACGGUGGGAUGCAAGCAUUGAUUCAAUACCCAGAUGUUCAAACGGCUGUGAUGGCGAAGGGAGCGUUGGAAGGACAUUGUAUUUAUGAUGGUGGAUUUUGUAAGCUGCACAUCACUUACUCACGCCACACCGACCUCAGCAUAAAGGUGAACAACGAUCGAAGCAGAGACUACACGCUGCCUAACCCACCGGAUGUUGUGAUGACUCGACCAUCUGGGCCUUAAUCCAUACCCGGAGCAAUACCAUGAAACGCAAGGUCAGAGUCCUUACAUGGCAGCACCCUCUCCCGGCUCGAUGCAUCAAGGGUCGGGUGGGCAAAUGCGACCACCACAUCAUUAUGGUUAUGAAAAAGAAAGUCAUUAAAAAAGGUCAAAGAAGACGAAGUCGUUUUAUCCUCUCUUACAUUUCUCCUCUCUCCGUGUUAUGUUUAUGGAACACAUUUGUACUUGAGUCCAGAGAAUCAAUGAUCAAAACCAUUCGUUA